Didymodactylos carnosus is the source of this 705-nucleotide messenger RNA. Lineage: Eukaryota; Metazoa; Rotifera; Eurotatoria; Philodinida; Philodinidae. The record is from the annotation of a GenBank genome assembly.
AUGUCGAGCUAUUUGAAGAGUCAACAGAUCAAACAUGAGUUUCUCGUCGUCAAUCAAACUGAUACUCAUCGAUUCAAUCGUGGUCAACUGAUUAAUGUUGGCUAUUUGGAAUGUGAUCCUUCUUACAUUGACUACAUGGCGAUGCAUGAUGUCGAUCUUCUGCCAUUGAACAGACAAGAGUUGAAGUAUCUCUAUCCGUCUCGGGGUCCAAUUCACAUUGCUUCUCCCAGCUAUCAUCCAUUGUACACGUAUCCGAAAUAUGUCGGUGGUAUUCUGUUGAUAACUCUCCAACAUUUUCGACAAGUGAAUGGAAUGUCAACAGACUACUGGGGUUGGGGUCAAGAAGACGAUAAUUUCUUUGUACGAUUAAGACUGGCUGAGUUGAGCAUUUAUCGCCCAUCGAACUUGACACUGACGAAUCGGACAAAUACAUUUCGACAUUUGCACAAUUCGUCAAGUGACAAAGCUCACAAGCGAGAUAAUGUCAGAUACGGUCUCCAGCGACAACAUAAUCUCAAAUUGCACUUGGAUAAAGGAUUAAAUACAACAAAAUAUGAACUAGUCGAUCGAUAUCAGAUAACUGUGGAUGGCGAUGAAGAUAUCGUUUGUACCGUAUUGAAUGUGAAACUAGAAUGUGAUUUUCAGGAAACACCAUGGUGUGAUCAUCCGUCGUCGAUCAAUGAGAGUAUUAGAGUAGCAUUAUGA